Messenger RNA from Pongo pygmaeus (Bornean orangutan), 867 nucleotides. RefSeq names its product cornifelin (gene CNFN). The record is from RefSeq and is a predicted model, not a curated record. The coding region runs from base 62 to 733 and encodes 223 amino acids. Lineage: Eukaryota; Metazoa; Chordata; Mammalia; Primates; Hominidae. The transcript has 3 exons.
CCCCUGGGCACCCUUGCUUCGAAGACAGACGGCGCCUGCUUCCACCCCAGAGGCCCCAGAAAUGCUGCAACCCAGAACCCAGGCCCAGACGUGGAGGAGGAGGCAGCACCGCCAGGCCCCACCCAGAUGUGGUUCCCAUCCUUCCUCAGAUGUGCAGGAGACCCCCACCCCCAGCCUAACCAGACGUUCAGGAGCCAGCAGCAACAGGGACAGACUGGGGUUGCCGGUGCCCAGAUGUGGCAGAAGGGAAGGGGGAGGCACAGUGGUGUCCCUUCAGUGGGCGGCCUGGCGGCCCCGCCCAGACUACCCGGCAGAGGGAAGGGUAGCAGAAGUGCGGGGCCCAGGAGGUGCUGUGAGGCUGCCAGCUGACCCCUACCCUCCCACCUCUGCAGCUAUGUCCUACCCCGUGACCAGUCAGCCCCAGUGCGCCACCACCAGCUGCUACCAGACCCAGCUCAGUGACUGGCACACAGGUCUCACGGACUGCUGCAACGACAUGCCUGUCUGUCUGUGCGGCACUUUUGCUCCUCUGUGCCUUGCCUGCCGCAUCUCCGACGACUUCGGCGAGUGCUGCUGCGCGCCCUACCUGCCCGGAGGCCUGCACUCCAUCCGCACCGGCAUGCGGGAGCGCUACCACAUCCAGGGCUCCGUCGGGCACGACUGGGCGGCCCUCACCUUUUGUCUGCCCUGCGCCCUCUGCCAGAUGGCGAGGGAGCUGAAGAUCCGAGAGUAAGGAAGUUCCCUGUCUUCCCCGUCCUUUUCCACCAGUCUCGCCUCUGGCCUUCUCUGGCCACUCCUGGAAGAGACUGCCUUACCACCCCUGUCCCGCUGCCAGAAAUACACCCACAAUAAAAACCUGAAAACCAA